AUGCCUGCAGCGGAAUGGAGAGUUAAUAAGGAAUUUUUCUUGCUGGUUGCAGCGCUUCUGGGCUCUAUCCUCCCGGGGACAACCAGCAGUGCUGAGACCCAAGACCGUUGGGAAAGCCUUCAGGAAGUUUUGCGAAUGACUGCAAACGCAGUCCAGAAACUGGAGGAGAGGUCGGCGCUGUGCAAAGUAAGUUUGUUUCUUUGCGCAGCCUGGGAGACGAAGGUAAACAAAGACCUUCCCAGUUGCUUUCCUGUGGAAAACGGCCAGGUAUGCCUGAAAGGCUAUGUUCCGGACGAAGCUUUGGACUUGCCGCGGCUUCAAAGGAACGCGGAUUUUCAUUUGGGAGAGUUCGACAGAGCAGAAGGGGACUUAGCAGCUCUUAUGAGCCAUUGCCGUGAGAGCGGCUUUGAAGAUUUGCUACAGGACAUGACCAUGGCUCAAAACGCUUUGGCUAUGGUUGUUGAUAAGCUGAGCGGCAGGACACUUCGUGUCUACGGACGCUUGGCAAAGCGCGCCUGCGGGUGGAUGGGGAAAGCAGCUAGCAGUGGUCCAUGGGCUUGCUUCGAGCAAAAACCUUUAGAGGUGAGGCUUCACCACUUGAAGCGCCACGAAAGUUCCAAGGGACACCAGGAGGCCAUCGCAAAACACCAAGGGGUUCAGAGCGCUGGCUUUGCGCCAGACCUGCAGCUGUUUCAAGACAGUUUGCAUCGCAUGCGCUCCGGCGGAAGUGCUCGUGAUGGCGGAGUUUAUUCUGACAAGAAGCAGCAAAUCAGAUGGUGCCUGGCAGAAGCGGUCAUGGACAAAGGGCGCCAGAUCUUGCGAGACGCUUCCGCCAUCGCAGUGACGCGGGACGAGCGGAAAGGACGACUCCUCAUUCGCUGGAGAGCAUGCACUCCCAAUCUGACAUCAGCUUCUGGAGUCUUGAGCUUUCAUCCUGUGGAUGGGUCCGCAGAAGAUCUUGCAGAAAGUACCAAGAAAGCUGUGCAAGAAUACUGUCGGCUUCGCAUUUGUUUGCCUCGUGGUUUUAAGGAUCCGCAGCCGGGAGAGGACGACCCAGCAGCGGAAGCAAACAUUAAGAAAAAAACAGGCAUAUUAGUGACUGAUGGGGCGGCUCCCGAGGUGCUCGCAUCGGGCUUGCUAUCUGGCCGGCGGCCAUACGCCAAAAGCAGUUCGUGCGAGACAUACAUGGAAGGCGUGAAGGUCAUCAGCCGAGAUACACCACAUGCAAGCACCAGGCUUCUAAAGAGGCCAUUCAAAGCAAGUCCGGAAUUGGACAAGCUGAUGACCGAAUACGUCAGCGGCACAGAUUCCUUCGCACAGAAAGUCUUCCAUAGCCCCAUGCUGACAACCUGGUGGAAGGAAUUGGUGACUGAGGACAAUGACGGGCUCACCAGCAUGUGUGCUGCGAAGCAUCGUUUCGCGUCGUACUUCAUUCCUCUUAGCCGGAUUGCUCACAAUUUUCCCUCGGUGGUGAAACUGUGUCAGAAGGUCGCUAUCAUCCGUGCAUCUGGGGGAGAGUGGGCGUCUCACCUUUUGCAGCAGCUGUCUGGCAAAAAAUGUUUGCUCGUGGCCAUGGCUGCUGAUGCCGCAGCGAGCGUGCAUGAGCUGACUCGAAGUUUCGACGAUGAGUCUUCGGAUGUGAGUGAAACAAAUGCACGCAUUGAGAACUUUGCGCUGGGAAUUCAAGUGCUGUUUCAUUCAGAACGGGUGAUUGAAUUGCCUACAUUUACCAAAACGCUGUGCGAUUCUUUCGCGCGGUCUCCUUUGCAUUUUUUGCAUCACGGCAAUGUCAUGGAAAUUGCAAUAACGGAGCACGACAAGACGUAUGCGAUCAAGGUGAUGAAGGAAUGGACAUCCGUGACCUUGACGGUUUUGGAAGCGGAAUUUCCAGCUUGGUAUUUGCUCAGUGCUUUCGACGUCUUUCACUUGGGUGGAAAACGGGCAGAAACGAAGCGAGGUCUUGGGCAGGAGGAAGCUUUGAAGAAGCUGGCAAAGGUGUUUCAAGUCAACGAAGUGGAGCUGCGGACACAGUUUGUUUCCAUUCUUCCGACUGCCGAGGCGUUCCAGAAGAGGAGUGGCUUGGACAACCGAUCCGCCUGGGCUAAUGCAUUGAAUCGCCUGAGCACAACUUCGCCAAUGAGACGGAAGUAUCCUGCAACCGCGCUCAGAGAGGUGGUGUCGCACUUCAUUGCCUGGACUGCAACUAGCUCUGGCUGCGAGCAGAUGUUCUCACAUCUGAAGCGCAGCCCAGCUGAACUUGCGAGUUCCAAAAUAGACACCGACCGAAGACUGGCAGUCGUGAUUGGAAGCGAUUCCCAAUUUGACCACGAAGUGCUCGAGCGCGCUCGAGACAUGUAUGGCAAGAUGCUGCGUUCUGGGCGCGCCCGGACACAACUGAGAGAAACCCGCGUAGAUGCUGGACGCGCUGGCUCGCAAAAAGACGGCUCUCACAAAGGUUGGAUGAGAAAGCGAAAGCAGGCGGUGGACAAGGCUGCGCAGGAAGAGGAGUUGCGAACACCACAACGACGAAGGCCUCCAGUGGAGCUGCCAGAAAGUUUGGCAAAAGAAGAGGCGAAGCAAAAGGCCUUGCUUCGAAAGCGUAAAACAGAGGCAUUUCUGGAAGGCACUCUGUUAGAUUCAGAAAUCACAGACGAUUUGAAGGACGAGGCAGAAAAAAGAAAGAAAGUCGACGAACAAAAUGACCGGCAACGCUGCAAGGCAUAUGCGGCUAUGACCAAGUCGGUCCAUGUGGCUAAGCAUGGAUUGGCUGCGAGAAGUGCAUUGCAGAACUUGCCUGUGCCUGCGUUCUUCUUGGAAGGCAUCACGGACAUACGGCAAGCACAGCUUUUGAUUGUGCCCUCUGCAGAGAAUCUAUCACGCACGAACAAAUUGAUAGCAUCUCUUUUCGGUUGCGUGGUGCUCUCUGCAUCGAUCCUUCGGGGUCAAGCAGGCGCCAAGUUGUCCUACACUGCUGGACUUCGUCGCAAGGUGCGUGUCUUUGCAAGUGAUGCAUUUCAGCAGGAAGCACCUUCCCUGACGGUGGUCCUUCGCAACGUUUGCGAACGACCUGACUCCGAUUGGCAAGCGGUGUCCUUUCAGGAUGCGAGACGAAAGGAUGGUUGGAAAUGGGGCAUCGUCUUGCGGGGCGCAACGGAAAAUGUGCCCAAGAACAACACAAAUUCCAAGAAACUGCUUUGUCUGACUGGGAACGGGUUAGUUGCCUGGGCAACGAGGGAGUUUGCCCUUCCUACGGGAAGAUAUGGAAGCGAAUUGCUCGCUUUGCGGUUGUUGGGGCUGCAGAAAAAAGCUCAAUUGAUAAUGACUUGUGAGAGUUGUUCCAAGAAGCGCGCAUUGCACGAUGUCAUGGUCAAAAUUUGCGGGUUUGACCCUAGUCGAGAGGAUUUCCAAGAUAUCUUCCGGAGAGAUAACGCAUCGGCACCUCGCGCAGAUUUGUACAUCGCCGGGUACCCCUGUCCGAGCUUUUCGCGGAUGGGGAAGAGGGCAGGUACAAAGGAUGUACGGGGUAUGGUAACCCUACAGGGCUUACUGUACAUCGCUACCAAGCGUCCACGGACGCUGGUUUUGGAGCAGGUUGCUGCUUUGAUGCAAGAUAAACAGCAUAGACAGGUGUGGACCUUUCUUCAAAAGGUUCUGACAGCCCUUGAUUACACCUUUGCUUAUGACAUUGUCAAUACAAGACACAUGGGAAUACCGCAGAGCCGCCCGAGACUCUACCUCUUCGCGGUAUGCCGCGAAUCUGUGACUGGACCCUUGUCAAUGCCAACGGCAAGGGAACAUCAUCCUGACUUGCACACGUUCAUUAACAAGAGUUUAGUUGGCAACGAGAAACUGCAAUUGCCAACUUACGAACAGAAGUUGGGCAAGGCCCUUUGGCAGCAAGGUGUGCCAGAGCAGGUUGUCACUGCUUUGCUGGAAGGUGCUAAAAGUCUUCCAAGCCGGACUGUAGAAGAAAGUGCAGGCGAUGGGAUGUCCAUCAAUGUUCUCUUCCUCGUUUUGAGGCGCUGUUUGGACGUGCACAGCUCCUUUGGCAUCAUGGCCGUUUCCAAGGAAAGCCGCGACAAGGCGCCAGUGACGCCUGAGGGACGUCCUCGAGAUCGGUCUCAGAGCGAGGAAUCUCGCGAUGGACCGGGCCGGGAGGAACGCGCCAGGAAAGAUGACGACCCAGAGCGGCGCCAUCGGGACAACGACGACGACAGACGCCGUGCAGACGACGACGACAAGCCUGAGGGCAGAGAGGCGUCUGAGGAUGUCAGGGCUGCCAAGGAUAAAUAUGGCAGCAACGUCUGUGAGACGUGUAAAAAAGAAGUCCGUGGUGGCAAAGCCGGCAUGAGGCUGCACAAAGAGACCAGUAAGUUUCACUGGCAAUGUGUUUACUGGCAGCGCGGCAUGCCGUGGGAGCAAGCCAAAGCACGAGCCGCGCGCGAGUGGGAGAAGGCCAUGUCGCCGAGCACGGUCCCCAACCGCCCGCGUCGUUGCCGUGAUGAUGACGACGAUGGCGACAAGGGCGACCACAAAUCGGCGCCCAAAUUGCGAAGCCGCAGCCGCAGCCGCGGAGCUGAAAAGGGCAAGUCUCGCCGCCGGAGCCGAGACACUGAGAAGGACAAGUCUCGCACCCGGCGCGGCCGCUCUCGCUCCCCUCGCCUCCGGAAGGGAAUUACCGAAGACAAGGAGAACCUGGUGCUGCGGCACGCUGCGCUGAUCCAGAAGGAGCGUGCCUACCGCGAGAAAAAAAGGGAAGAAAAGAAAGCAGCUUCGGCUGCAAAGGCUCCUGCAAAGGCUCCGGCCCAAAAAAAGAAGGAUGACGAUGAAACGUCCGGGUCGUACGAGUACGUCACCGAGACCGAGGACGAUCUGGAGGCCGGAAAAGCCAAGCAGGCUCAGCAGGCGGCUUCCGACAAAAAAAAGGAGCGCCUCAACGCAGCCAAACCCAAAGUGGCCCCAGUGCCCGUGAAGCCAGCGUCCACGGCUGCUGGCUCGUCUUCGGACGGGAAAAAGAAGGCAUCGGCUUUGGCCAGCGAGGGCCUUGGCUGGUUACAGCCAUCGCUGGCCACAGUGCCAGCAACACAGCCAAGGCUCUGGCUUUUUGGCGACGACGAGGUUUUUGUUCCUUGCGUCAGCACGGCAGAGCUGGAACAACGAGUUGCUGCCGGGGAAGAUGAAUCCAAAGUUAAGAGAGAACUGCAAGAAAAGAAGGCGCAAGCAAAUGAAGACCGCAAGGCUGCGGCCCAAGCGGUCUCGCAAAAAUGUCAGCUGCAGGCACAAGCCUUAGUCAAGGCGAAAGCAGGGCCAAAGGCAGCCGCCAAGGCGGCAGCAGCUGCUCAGUCCAACCCCCCGGGCAAUGGCACUGACGAGCUGAACGACGCUGCCAACAAGUCCUAUUAUUGUCAAGUGCAAAGCGAUAUUCAGGCGAUAUUGGCAGAGUUUGGAGGUGAAGCGUUCCGGCAGGAAUUGCCCCUGCCCAUCACGGGCGCAAAGGACUCCGGGGUCCAAGACCCAUUCUGCAGGACGAAGGCGUUGCAAGCGUUGGACGCAAACGCUUGUUAUCGUUGUUCAAUCAGCAUAUGGUGGGUCAGCGCCUUGCAAUCGCCUACUCCUGGAGUCCCCAUGAGUAGGCGACGGGUUGAGGACCUCUCCGAGUUCACCUUCGGGGCGACUGGAGAAGCAAAAUUUCAUAGUGACAAGAUGUUGGAAAUUGCCGUUUCGAGGUCUGACCUGGACACGGACAAACCAAAUGGAUUGCAGCUCGUCUCUCCGGAGGAAACCCUCCAUGCCACCUUUUGCGGCUGCGCUCGUGCCAUUCAGACGCGUGACCUUUCAGAAGAAGAUUGGAAAGAGAAGAAAGCACGCUGGCGGGCUGUGCUCUUGUCAGUGCCGUGCACAUUUUCGAUCAUUGCAGCACAAGAUAUCUGGAAGAUAUCUUACAACAAGAGGCAAGCUGUGCUCCAGGAGCAUGAAAGCCUUUCGCGCACUGCCAUGCAGGUGUCGAUGGAGGAGUUGUUGAAAGCAGGUUUGCAACCCGUUGUGGGUGGCAGCAAGCAAGACGAAGAGGAGGCAGAUGGCGGCAGCCUGACACCUACCUUUAUUACCCAAGCGCUGAACGUCCACAAGUCUGUGAUGAGCCAGCCCAGAUGCGUGGAAUUGCUCAUGGACCUGGAGCAUCGCUUCGAGACCCGAAGUUGUUUUCACAAGCUUUCGAAGCUUAACGUCCUUGCGCAGAAACCUGCUUCAGCCAAAUCUCGGAUUUGGGUGUUGGAAAGUCUGCAUGACUGGUUGUCUUACGGGAUGAUCAAAGUCGGUGACGUCAGCAAAGCAGUGUUGCAAGGUGACAGAACACAUUGUGGUUUUGUCUCACUCUUUGAAGCGAAGCAAAAGGUUCUCAACUACUUGCACGAAGACCUUCUUCCCAAAGCAGGUGUUCUGGAGUCAGACAGAUCCUUGCUGAAGGAAGCCUCAGCGGACCACGCCGCUUUCCGGUCACACAGUGGAGAUGGUGGUGAAGUGACUUGGCAGGCGCGCCUGCAAAAGAGCGGCAUUCUGAUCUUCGAACUUCUGGAGGACCUGGUCUAUGGACGCAAAUUUGACCAUGGUAUCCGCCAAGCUGCAAAGCUGGGCGGUACACCUGAGCAAGUUUUUGAACAGGAGCCAGUCAAAGAGGCAUGGCAGGCUAUCGUUCGGGAAAUCGCUAAGGAGUUGGAAGAGCGCAACGCUUUGCAACGGAAAGCGGAAGAGGAGCCGAGACAGGAGGAAGAAGAGCUGGCGACAGUCCGGAAAGCACCAACCAGCUUUCCUUUGCACAGCGCCAGCUACUGGCGCGCAGUGGCAAACCAGACAGUGAGGACGUACAUCACACUGGUGCCCGAGCCCAAAACGCAGGAAGGCGUUGUGACUGCCAUUGAACAGUCUUCCUUGAAGUCCAUUGCUGGCACUCAAGGUUCAGACUCCGUGCUGGUAUUCUUAGACAUGGACUCGUUAGGUGAGUCGCAAGGACCUGGUGCGUGCAAGCUAUUGCGCCGGAAGUUCACGGCGGACCUCCCACUUCUGCGAAAACUCAUUCAAGGGGCGAUGCUCGCUCGUGGAAGUCAGAAACGUGAAAAUUCGGAAGCGACUCGGGUCGUUGAAGGCGACUUAGUCAUGAUUCAUGACGGACUGGGGCACCCAGGAGGGGUGAAGGAGGCGAAGAACAUGUUUCGCCUCUCAAGUGCGAAAAAGGAAGCCGAUCUUGACUCCGAAGUGAGAGAAGUUUUGAUUGUUUUCGAUGACGAAAGCAUCAGACAGAGAAAGCAAAGAGUCAAAGGCUCCUAUACAUCCCACACCACUCUGCUGGUGGCCAGCGCCGCGCCUUUGGCGCAAAGCGUGCCUGAGAGGGCUUACGAGCACCAUCCGGGGCACACUACAUCAAAUAUCGUCCACGGUGUCAAGGCUCUGGCGCCGGCUGACAUGUGGUUUGCAAGCAGGACCGACAAGAUCGCCCUGCUCACUCCGGACCGGUGUGUCGACAUCACAGCUGAGGCUGCAGCAAAGGCAGGGGAUGCCACCUCGGUUCCUGAGAGCAUAUUCAGUGCUGCGCUGCUUCCUGUCGAAUUCUUUCGGGACGUGUUACGCGGACACGCGGCAAAGGGCAUGCUUGACUUGUCAGCGAGCCAGGGGUGCGCAGCUCAAUCAUGUCUUCUUGAAAGGCUGCCUUACGUAGGCUUUGUGCUGUCCGAACACCACGCCAAGCGCUUGGAAGUGCAACUGACGCAGUUCAUUGUCGAUGAAAUGCAGCGUGAGGGGUCGUCACACUAUCGACCAGAAGCAGCCCAAGCAACUUCGGCAGGCAAUGAGAGCGCUGAGAAACAUGCCUCAGGGGGCAACGUGCAGCCAAAGAAAAAGAACAAGAAACAAGAGGAUGGGCAAGAGGAAACACAGCCCAAGAAGAAACCGAAGAAGACCAAGAAGGAUGAGGAAGAAGAAGCCGGAGGAGAAGAAAAUGAGGGAGAAGAAACCGGAGAGAACAAAUCUCCGCUGCCUUGGUAG
Molecule: messenger RNA, 8037 nt
Organism: Cladocopium goreaui
Lineage: Eukaryota; Dinophyceae; Suessiales; Symbiodiniaceae
Source: the annotation of a GenBank genome assembly